Messenger RNA from Pyrus x bretschneideri (Chinese white pear), 3805 nucleotides. Its product is annotated as serine/threonine-protein phosphatase BSL3. The coding region runs from base 137 to 3151 and encodes 1004 amino acids. Gene Ontology annotation, biological process: brassinosteroid mediated signaling pathway. Gene Ontology annotation, molecular function: phosphoprotein phosphatase activity; protein binding. The record is from RefSeq and is a predicted model, not a curated record. NCBI's taxonomy places the organism in Eukaryota, Viridiplantae, Streptophyta, Magnoliopsida, Rosales, Rosaceae. The transcript has 21 exons.
UGUGAAUAUCCAGGAUUUUUUUGCAAGGUGAGGUCUGGGAUCGCGGGAACUGGAUCGAAAUGUUGGUUAGGAAUGCAAAUUCGUGGGAAUUCUAGUUCCGAUCUUGAAAUUAGGGCGCGAAUCGAAGGCUAAAGCAAUGGAUGUGGACUCAUCGUCGAUGGUGCCGGAGACCGAUCACGAUCCGGCAGUACCAAACCACAGUACGACGUCGUCACCGGCCGCAGUGGAAGGGGAGCAACAACUAGGCGAGCAGGCGCAACCGGGAACUGGAUCUCCGCCGCAGCAGCCUCAGACGGCAACGGCGGCGGCGGCUCCACAGGCACAGCAGACUCCGGUGGCCGGGCCCAGGCACGCUCCAACAUACUCGGUGGUCAAUGCAAUUUUAGAGAAAAAAGAAGACGGGCCAGGGCCCAGGUGUGGCCACACGUUGACUGCGGUGGCGGCCGUGGGAGAGGAGGGCACGCCGGGCUACAUUGGCCCCAGGUUGAUUUUAUUUGGGGGUGCCACAGCUCUUGAGGGCAAUUCGGCUGCUUCAGGGACUCCAUCAUCAGCUGGAAGUGCUGGCAUAAGACUUGCAGGUGCCACCGCAGACGUGCAUUGUUAUGAUGUGCUAACAAAUAAAUGGUCUAGGAUCACACCCUUUGGAGAACCUCCCACCCCAAGGGCUGCACAUGUAGCAACAGCUGUAGGAACUAUGGUGGUUAUUCAGGGUGGAAUUGGUCCUGCUGGUUUGUCUGCUGAGGAUCUUCAUGUUCUUGACCUCACACAGCAACGGCCUCGAUGGCACAGGGUUGUUGUUCAAGGCCCUGGACCUGGGCCACGGUAUGGACAUGUGAUGGCAUUAGUGGGGCAAAGAUAUCUUAUGGCAAUUGGUGGGAAUGAUGGAAAACGGCCAUUAGCUGAUGUUUGGGCUCUCGACACAGCUGCCAAACCUUACGAAUGGCGUAAGUUGGAACCAGAGGGGGAGGGUCCACCACCAUGCAUGUAUGCAACUGCAAGUGCAAGGUCUGAUGGUCUUCUCCUCCUCUGCGGAGGGAGGGAUGCAAAUAGUGUGCCAUUGGCAAGCGCAUAUGGUCUUGCCAAACAUAGGGAUGGCCGUUGGGAAUGGGCAAUUGCUCCUGGUGUUUCACCUUCUUCAAGAUAUCAACAUGCAGCAGUCUUUGUUAAUGCACGUCUGCAUGUUUCUGGAGGGGCCCUUGGUGGUGGCCGCAUGGUUGAAGAUUCAUCAAGUGUUGCAGUGUUGGAUACUGCAGCAGGAGUUUGGUGUGAUACAAAAUCUGUGGUUACUAGUCCAAGGACAGGUAGAUACAGUGCUGAUGCAGCCGGUGGGGAUGCUGCAGUUGAGCUGACAAGGCGUUGCAGGCAUGCAGCUGCAGCGGUUGGUGACUUGAUCUUUAUAUAUGGUGGUCUACGUGGCGGAGUGCUGCUUGAUGACCUACUUGUUGCGGAAGAUUUGGCUGCUGCUGAAACAACAACUGCAGCUUCGCAUGCUGCAGCUGCAGCUGCUCAAUCUGGACAAGGCCGUUUACCUGGAAGGUAUGGAUUCAUUGAUGACAGAGCAAGGCAGUUGCCCGAAGCAGCCCCUGAUGGUGCUGUUGUGCUGGGAAAUCCAGUUGCCCCCCCAGUAAAUGGUGACAUGUAUACUGAUAUAAGUACUGAAAAUGCUUUGCUCCAGGGAACCCGGAGAAUUAGCAAAGGUGUAGAGUACUUAGUUGAAGCAUCAGCAGCAGAAGCUGAGGCAAUCAGUGCCACUUUGGCUGCUGCCAAGGCACGACAAGUUAAUGGAGAAGUUGAACUACCUGAUAGAGAUCGUGGUUCAGAGGCUACCCCCAGUGGGAAGCAGAUAUCUACCUUGAUCAAGCCUGAUUCUGCUGGGUCAAAUAAUAUUCCUUCCGCUGGAGUGCGACUGCAUCAUAGAGCUGUUGUUGUAGCUGCAGAGACUGGUGGAGCUUUGGGUGGCAUGGUGAGGCAACUUUCAAUUGAUCAAUUUGAAAAUGAAGGCAGGCGGGUUAGUUAUGGGACUCCAGAGAGUGCUACUGCAGCAAGGAAAUUGUUAGAUCGACAGAUGUCCAUUAAUAGUGUGCCCAAAAAGGUAGUGGCACAUCUUUUAAAGCCUCGUGGGUGGAAGCCUCCGGUUCGUCGGCAAUUUUUCUUAGAUUGUAAUGAAAUAGCAGAUCUUUGUGACAGUGCUGAGCGAAUAUUCUCUAGUGAACCAAGCGUCUUACAGCUUAGGGCUCCUAUCAAGAUAUUUGGUGAUUUACAUGGGCAGUUUGGUGAUCUCAUGCGCCUUUUUGAUGAGUAUGGUUCACCUUCAACGGCUGGGGAUAUUGCAUAUAUCGACUAUCUCUUCUUAGGAGAUUAUGUUGACCGGGGCCAACAUAGCUUGGAAACCAUUACUCUUCUGCUUGCUUUGAAGGUUGAGUAUCCCCAGAAUGUACAUUUAAUUCGUGGCAACCAUGAAGCUGCAGAUAUCAAUGCUCUAUUUGGCUUUCGGAUUGAAUGCAUUGAACGAAUGGGUGAGAGAGAUGGAAUUUGGGCAUGGCAUCGAAUAAACCGUUUGUUUAAUUGGCUUCCGCUAGCAGCUCUGAUUGAAAAGAAAAUCAUUUGUAUGCAUGGUGGUAUUGGUCGGUCUAUAAAUCAUGUGGAACAGAUUGAGAAUCUCCAGCGUCCUAUUACAAUGGAAGCUGGCUCCAUUGUGCUUAUGGAUUUGUUAUGGUCUGACCCAACAGAAAAUGACAGUGUGGAAGGUUUAAGACCAAAUGCUAGGGGUCCUGGGUUGGUUACAUUUGGGCCUGAUCGUGUCAUGGAAUUCUGCAAUAACAAUGAUCUUCAGUUGAUUGUACGUGCACAUGAAUGUGUAAUGGAUGGAUUUGAGCGUUUUGCCCAGGGGCAUCUGAUUACACUUUUCUCUGCUACCAAUUAUUGUGGUACGGCCAAUAAUGCAGGGGCAAUCCUAGUCUUGGGUAGGGAUCUUGUGGUGGUUCCAAAACUCAUUCAUCCCCUACCACCAGCAAUUUCAUCACCAGAAACUUCACCGGAACGCCAUAUUGAAGACACAUGGAUGCAGGAAUUGAAUGCAAACAGACCUCCAACACCGACUAGAGGCCGUCCCCAAGUAGCUAAUGAUCGGGGUUCCCUUGCUUGGAUAUAGUUGAUUAUUCUGAAUUGCUUCGUCAUAUCAUAUUCAUUCUGGCCUCGUUCUUCCACAUGGGAUUACUAGUGCUGUAUAGAGCAUGAUGUCAAAUACAAGAAGUUCCCCUGUUCUUCCACAUGGGGUUUCUCGUGGUGUAUAGAGCAUGAUGCCAUAUACAAGAAGUUCCAAAACUUGUGAUCUUUUUUCCAGAUAACAAGUUUGAAGGCUUUCUGAAAUUUUGGUUUACUUUACACAAUUGGUAGGCCAUGAGAUGAUGAGAAGAUACAGAGUUGAAGAAGCAGGUUGCGUUCGGCGGGUAGGUUUUACUUUGUUUGAUGUGCUAAAAGUUGCGGUUCAGGUCAACCCACCCUUUGUAAAUUGAGCUACAGGCAGGUAGAAAUCGUCUUCGUUCUUCCCGUGGAUUGGUAGUGUUGAGUAUUCUUCUGAUUAUAUAUUGUUUUAUUCCUCGUUUUAGGUUUAUUAAUUUCCGUUUGAAGAGGACACGGGGUCUAUUUGUGGUGGUGAGAUAUAUGAAAUGUUUAGAAUCUUUGUGAGCGUCGGUCCGUCAUUGUAUCAUAGAGGUAUUGCUUUGUGUAAUAUUUCAUCUCUGUUUUGUACAAUGUAACAUUGUGUGAUAUCCGACACAUGCAUUGUGAAGUUUUGGUCGUAAAA